UCCUUGAAAGCAUGCAAUAUGGCUACGGCAGGAGUUCGAUUGGAUAAGAUGGAAGAAAAUGGCAUGCGAAGUGUUAUUAAAUUUUAGUGAAAUGUUUACUUGCUCCGGUUGUGUAGAAUGGGAGGCUGCAUAGGUAUAACGAGGGCAAGAAAUGCCUCAAUCAAUGAUACAUCGGAAAAUUCGAGCAGAACUAAUUCGGGGAAUACAAGAAAAAAUCAUCUUCUAUGUCACGAGGUAAUCAGAUGGAAAUCGGAUGUACCUCUGACCGAGGGUCAGCUGAGAAGUAAGCGAGAUGAGUUUUGGGACACUGCACCGGCGUUUGAUGGCCGUAAAGAGAUUUGGGAUGCAUUGAGGGCAGGCGCAACUGCGGCGGAAGCGCAGGAUUAUCAGUUGGCACAGGCCAUAUUAGACGGGGCUAAUAUUUCUGUACCAAAUGGUUUCUUAACUGAAUGUUACGAUGAGUUAGGAACUCGUUAUCAAGUACCUAUUUAUUGUUUAUCCUACCCAAUUAAUAUCGUAAAAGAAGACAGUGGGAGAGACUCACCUGCUGAUUGCUCAGAACCAGUCGAUGAAGGAACAGAACAAACUUUAAAACUUAGACUAUCGACUACUUUAGGAGAAGUUAAACUACCUGUUUACAGCAAUGACACUAUUGCUAUCGCUAAGAAAAAAUUACAGAGUCAAGAAGGUUUAGAACCCUCACGUCAAAGGUGGUUCUUUGGUGGUAAAUUGCUUGGUGAUAAAAUGCAUAUAGAAGAAGCAAAGGUACAACCAGGUUACAUAAUACAAGUAAUUGUAAAUCCAGAGAAAUCAGAUAACCUAUCUGGCAAGACUAGUUGAACUGCAUAAGGACAUAACAAAGUAUGUUUCAAUCAAUAAUAAGCAUACUUUUACGCUUGUUAACAAAUCUUGUUAAUCAUAUAUCAAAGUAACACGGUUUAUUAUGGUUUUUAGUAUUUUGUCACAUAAUCAUCAUGAGUGAUAAAUCAUUUUAGGAUAAAUUGGACCCAACAAAAUUUUCUGUUACAAAUUUUCGCCAUAAAAUCGCGAAUUAAGUGCAA
This is a messenger RNA of Wasmannia auropunctata (little fire ant), 1061 nucleotides long. RefSeq names its product ubiquitin domain-containing protein 1. The coding region runs from base 118 to 840 and encodes 240 amino acids. Lineage: Eukaryota; Metazoa; Arthropoda; Insecta; Hymenoptera; Formicidae. The record is from RefSeq and is a predicted model, not a curated record. The transcript has 4 exons. Gene Ontology annotation, molecular function: protein binding.